CCCGCCCCUUGCCCCCCCCUGUGGCCCCGCCCCCUCUCGUCCGCCUUGGAAGAAGGCUAAUAUCAUGGCGGAUAGGGACAGCGGCAGCGAGCAAGGAGCGGCGGGCGGCAGCGGCGGCGGCGGCAUCAUGCACCCCCUGCAGCAGCAGCAGCAACAGCAGGAGACGCAGGAGCUGGCGUCGAAACGCGUCGACAUCCAGAACAAGCGCUUCUACCUGGACGUGAAGCAGAACGCCAAGGGCCGCUUCCUCAAGAUCGCCGAGGUUGGCGCGGGCGGCAGCAAGAGCCGCCUCACGCUCUCCAUGUCCGUGGCCGUCGAGUUCCGAGACUACCUGGGCGACUUCAUCGAGCACUACGCGCAGCUCGGGCCCAGCUCCGCCAUGAGUGGAGGAGGAGGAGGAGGCGGCGGCGGCGGUGGCGGCAUUGGAAGCGGCGGUGACCACCAGUCCCACCAUCAGCAGCUGCAGCCGGACGAGCCGCGCCGCGCCCUCAAGAGCGAGUUCCUCGUGAGGGAGAACAGAAAGUACUACAUGGACCUCAAGGAGAACCAGCGCGGGCGAUUCCUGCGAGUCCGCCAGACCGUGAGCCGGGGCCCCGGUCUCGGUGCCCAGGGGCAGACCAUCGCCCUGCCGGCGCAGGGCAUGAUCGAGUUCCGCGACGCGCUCGCCAAACUCAUCGACGACUUCGGCGUGGACGAGGAGCCCGCGGAGCUGCCCGAGGGCACGGCGGUGACGGUGGACAACAAGCGCUUCUUCUUCGACGUGGGCUCCAACAAGUACGGCGUGUUCAUGCGGGUGAGCGAGGUGAAGCCCAGCUACCGCAACUCCAUCACGGUGCCGCUUAAGGCGUGGGCCAAGUUCGGCGCCACGUUCAGCCGCUACUCCGACGAGAUGAAGAAGAUUCAGGAGAAGCAGCGCGAGAAGAGAGCCGAGCCCCUGGAGGAGGAGGAGGGAGGAGGAGGAGGUGGCGACGAUGGAGAAGAGGAUUGAUUCAAUCGAAGAUGGAGCCCUUCUGCGUGGUGUUUUGGGGUUGGUGUGAGAGGUGUUGGGGGUUGGGAUUUGGUGAAGGGGGGAAGGAAUGGGGGCAUCUGUGGGUGAGAUUUUAAUUUGUCAUCACUUGAUUAUUCUAUUUUCGGAAACAAAAAAAACGAAAAAACUGCGAAACAAAAAAUAUUCACAAGAAUGAUAGAGAAGAGAGAACAAGUAAGAAAUGCAAAAAGGAAAAUGCCAAUGUGAGAAACGAAGAGUGAAUUGUGAAUUGAACUUGGCUUGGACUGUACUGUUCUCUAGUCAUUCAUCGUUUAAGGUGAAGACGUCACUACAGAGCAGAACAGCAUCUGAAGAUUAAAGUUCAAAUCAACCACCACUCCUCCCGAUGACCCCACUUUCACCACCACCUGUUAGCAGCAGCAGCAGUGCUUUUGGAAGGUUUGUCGCAUCUCGGCCUUCUGUUAUCUGCUUGCGCUGUCCACAAUCCAACAUUUGCUGGAAACAGUUGACAUGAAAUGUCCUAGACAUUGCUAAUGAGCACUGUUUUUUCGUACUUGUUUCGUAUAGGGGGUGUGAGGGAGUUGUUGACAAAAAAAAUAAAUAUCUUAACGUAUUUUAAUUUAAAAUUUCCCUUCCCAAAAGGUAACUUACGUUUUAUAAUGACCGUGCAAUUUAAGUGGAGAAAAAAAACCAUUCGAAUAGUAUGCACACUAUCGUUUUAUGUCUUUUGAUUGGAUUUUAUGUAAUAGCAUGGAACAAUCAGAAUUGGGUUUCUAUCAGAAGGCUAAAAAAUGUUAUCCAGCCACUACUGACUCGUGGUUUAAGAAUGAAAAUGCAUAUUAUUUGUGUUUAGGUUAAGUAUACAACACGGUCGCUGCUGCAUCAUUGCAAAUGCAGGUCCGCCCAAAGUUUGCUUACUUUUAACUGCAAAAGGUAAACCACGUAAAGUAAUGUACAUGUUCGUUUUUUAGCCAGUUCAGUGAGCUCAGACCAUGUAUGGCCCCAAAGAAUCCCAUAGUUUAAAGGGAAGGCAUUUUGUCGGUAUUCUUUGUCAUAGUUUUGGAGUUGCCACCGAUCCAACGGCGGGUGUCCGGACACAAAUGUAGGCCACGUCGAUUGUGGGAUUGGGUUAUUAUAUAGCUAUAUAUAUUUUAUGGUUGUAAAAAAAAUAUGCGACGACACAAAAAAUAUCUAUUUACGUGGCAGAUUUUUUUUUUAAUUUUAUGAGGUCCGUGGCCCAAUAGCCACCCAUUAAUUGACCCCCCUCUCUCCCAUUCUCCACCCCGCCGCACAUCUCACCUGUCCUUGGGCUCAUUUUCUGUGUUGCUAGGUGGGGUUCGGAGUCGGGGAUGGUCAGGCAAUGCACAAAUUGAGUGGGUGUUUUUGUCGACGGGAUUGCUAAUGGAUAAUGUUCCAUUGCAUUUUUCUUUUGCUACAUUGCAACCUAACAUUGUGUUGCUGUGGGAUGAAUUUGUGUGUCCAUCGCAGGUUUGAAAUUAAAAACAAAAGCGGUGGUCUCAAAA
Messenger RNA from Petromyzon marinus (sea lamprey), 2511 nucleotides. RefSeq names its product transcriptional activator protein Pur-alpha-like. Gene Ontology annotation, cellular component: nucleus. Gene Ontology annotation, molecular function: DNA-binding transcription factor activity, RNA polymerase II-specific; purine-rich negative regulatory element binding; RNA polymerase II transcription regulatory region sequence-specific DNA binding. Lineage: Eukaryota; Metazoa; Chordata; Hyperoartia; Petromyzontiformes; Petromyzontidae. Gene Ontology annotation, biological process: regulation of transcription by RNA polymerase II. The record is from RefSeq and is a predicted model, not a curated record.